Molecule: messenger RNA, 1781 nt
Organism: Seriola dumerili (greater amberjack)
Lineage: Eukaryota; Metazoa; Chordata; Actinopteri; Carangiformes; Carangidae
Gene: angptl7
Product: angiopoietin like 7
Exons: 5
Coding region: 181-1203 (340 amino acids)
Source: RefSeq, a predicted model, not a curated record
GAGCCUGAGUGAGCCGCUGGUCAACAGAGAGCUCCCACUCGAUUGGUCAGUCGAAGCUCGCGUUCAUUCAAUAUUUCUAGCAAAGAUCUUCGUCAGGGACUGACAACUUCUGAACACCAAAAGCAAAAGAAGCCUGAGAUUGUGUAGAAAAUCUAGAGCAUUUGUAAUUUUAAAAAGAAAAUGGCAAAGGUAAACUUGAGUGUAGUGGCUCUGGGGGUCACGCUGCUCCUAUUAGCUGAGACAUGGGCCCAGAAUCCUAAGAAGAGACUGGCACCUGCAAAGCCGGCCAAGGGUCAGUGCUGCGACGAGGUGCGCUCCCUCAAGGUUCAGGUGGCCAAUCUGACCAGCCUCCUCGAGGAGGUGAGUCGCAAGCAGGAGACAGACUUGAUGAGCGUCGUGAGGCAAAUAAUGGAGCUGGACAAGCAGAACCGGCAGCAGGAAGCUCGGGUCACGGAGGCAGAGAGCAAGUACUCAGAGAUCAACAACCGUGUGGAGAUCAUGCAGCUGCAAACCCUACAUUCUGCCCCUCAGAGCUCAUCAGAUGCCAUAUAUGACUGUGCAUCGCUCUACAGCAAGAACUACAAGAUCUCUGGCGAGUACAAACUGCCUAAAGAUGACUUCCUGGGAACACCUGAGCUGAGCGUCUUCUGCGAUAUGGAUACGAACGGAGGAGGCUGGACUCUAAUCCAAAGGCGCAAAGUCGGCCUGACAUCAUUCAACCGUGACUGGAAGCAGUACAAAAGUGGAUUCGGAUCCAUCCGUGGAGACUUCUGGCUGGGCAACGACCACAUCUUCCGCCUAACAAGGCAGCCCACUGUGCUCAGGAUUGAGAUGGAGGACUGGGAAGGACAGACACGCUACGCUGAGUACGGCUUUUUCACUGUGGGUAAUGAGCUCAACAGCUACAAGCUCUUCCUUGCCAACUACAGCGGGAGCGCUGGCGAUUCCCUGCGCUACCACAACAACACCAACUUCAGCACCAUCAACAAGGACAAUGACAAAUGUGUGGACGACUGCGCUUCCCUGCGCAAAGGUGGUUACUGGUACAACUGCUGCACUGACUCAAACUUGAACGGCGUUUUUUACCGCUACGGUGAGCACACGAAGAACACAGAUGGGAUCACUUGGUACGGCUGGCACGGGCCCAACUACUCCCUCAAGAAAGUGGAGAUGAAGGUCCGGCCUGUUGGUUUUCAACCAUAAGAUCCUUCCACCGAGUCUCCUGGAUCCUGAUAAUGAACGCGAAUGCUGAGAGAUUUCACUCAUACCUGUUCAACCGAAUCGUAGCUUUCCCUCGACUGCGAAAGGAAUGAAAAUUGUUGUUUGUGAUGGUCUGGUUAAGUUUCAGUCAGAUGAAUGUGUAAUGUGUCUGCCGUGUUUGAUUGUAAAUUGUAGUUCGUUUUGUGUAUUUAUCAGUAAAUAUAUUUUUAUUUUUUAAAAAGCUUUGAUAGAUGCUCUUUACCACUGUCCCAUAUGGGUAACUAGAUUUUGAUUCCUUCUCUCAUUUGUCUUGAAAGCACUAGGAUGUAUUUUUUAGUUAACACAAGCUGUUUAUGGGUAGAGGCAAGAAGCAGCCCAGACUGGUCUGGUUCGGGAUUAAAUCAUUAAGGACUGGUAGGAACUAAUUAAUCUAAAGGAUCUUUGUGAGUUGCUGGAAUGGGACCAAACACCAAAAGGUAUUUUCUAUGAAUUACGCUGCAUUUUAUUGUAAAAUCCUAACCAUUGAUGAUGGAAAUGUGUAAUUUGUAAAAUGUGUACAGGUCUGUAAUUAUGUUGUUUUA